This is a messenger RNA of Triticum aestivum (bread wheat), 1756 nucleotides long. RefSeq lists its product as uncharacterized. The coding region runs from base 424 to 978 and encodes 184 amino acids. The transcript has 2 exons. The record is from RefSeq and is a predicted model, not a curated record. Lineage: Eukaryota; Viridiplantae; Streptophyta; Magnoliopsida; Poales; Poaceae.
AGAAGGAAACCCCCUCCCUCGCAAGACAGAGCGGAGCAGAGCAGUUCAGCGAUCCGCCGAUCUCGCCAGAAAGAAAUGGAGCCGUGGCGGAGAGGCGAGGGGUCCAGCCUCAAGAAGCCCAUGGCCCCGCCCGUGGCCUCCCUCGGCGCCGAACUCCUGGGGAAGAUACUCCGCCGCCUCCCCGACAUGGCGUCGCUCGCCAGCGCCGCCCGCGUCUGCAAGCGCUAGGGCCGCGUGGCCUCCGACCCGGCCGUCUUCCGCCGCUUCGGCUCCCUCCGCAGGCCCCCGCUCGUCGGCGUCCUCGUCACCGACCGCGGCCGCAAGAAGUCCCCCCUCUACUGCUCUGAUAUCUGCUUCAUCAAGGCCCCCUCGCGCAACAACCCCGAGCUGGCCUCCGCCGCGGCGAGCGGCGACUUCUACUUCAUGCACCACCCCGACGUCGACGACGACGACGAGUGGCGCCUCCGCGGCUGCGACGGCGGCUUCCUCCUCUUCUCCCUCGGCCGCUACAGCACGGACCUCGCCGUGUACGACCCCAUCGACCGGACCGCCGUCUUCUUCAAGCCGCCCCACGACUUCCGCCCGUUCCGCUACGCCAUCGUCGCCGACGAGGCCGACGCCUCGUUCCUGGUCAUCGCCAUACAGCCCGACCCCUGGGGCGACGACGCCUCGGUCGUCUUCUCCUCCCGCACCCGCAGCUGGGCCGAGAACGGCUCGGUGCGCUACAGAUUUGCCUGGCCCCACACCGACGGCAUUGCCGCCGGGCGGUUCGCCUACUGGCGGUCCAACACCAAGAAGGACUGUUAUUGCGAAGCGAAGGAGGAGAUAUUGGUGGUUGACACGGCAACCAUGGCGUGGUCGUACAUGACUGCGCCGGUCGCGGUCGGGGAAUCGUACUGCGUGGCGCACAUGGCGGAGCACGGCGGGUCCGUGAUGCCAACGGUGGAUGGGUGGUCAAGAAGGAGGUCUCGCUGUUGAAUCAGUUUCCAUAUCUGAAGAAGCUUCGUCGUGAUCAGUGGAUGAAGAGGGUGCGCAUCCUGGCAAUGAGGGCUGGCUAUGUGUACAUGGAGUUCUGGUCCAUAAGGAAGACCGACUCCUAUCUUCUUGUGCUCAAUCUCAACACCGUCAAGCUGGAAAUGUUUCUCAACAAUGGGCUCAACAAUGAGGGCAAGCCUUACAGAGGUCCUGCUUUUCCGUUCUUCUUACGGAUGGCACCUCUGCCUGCCGCAGAUGAUGACGAGAAGCUUCAAGAUGCUUGAUAGCAUGGAGUAGGUCAAGUUGCUAGAAGUAACUUAAUGUGGAGCGUGAGGCAUCAUCCACUCAUCCUUUUGAAUGGGAACUGCAGCAGCUGUUUAGUACAUCUUUUUCCGAUUGACAUGGGAAUGGAAGCGUGCAGCUAUUUUGCAAGCCAUAUAUGGUCUAUUUUGCGAAAUAGCUUCAAUGUAAUCUGAAUUUAGUCCCUUUCCAGUUAUGAGACCUGUUUGAUGUUAGUUAAAUGAAACUUCAACUGAGAUGGUUUAAUUUAAUUUUGGUUGCGUACUUGUGUUUCAUGUUAAUUAGACCAGCAUGGCAUCAUAAUUCAGUUGGGGAGUAGAGUUCUACAUUUUUAUACUAGUCUACUAUUUUUACCGAAAUGCUAAUAUUGAGUAAACUUGUAGAAUUGCUAGGCAUGCAUUAUGGCUUUCAACCACAUGUCCCAUGAUAAUAAUUGUUAUAAGAAAUCUAGAAGUCACCCAUUAUGUGAACAUAGUUUAAU